AUGGCCAGGCCAAAUCUAUCACUCCGUACGCGUCUGUAUGCUACGUUGGCUAAUCAAUAUAACUACGUAUUAUCAUCAUCUUGCCUUGAUCAGGAAACAACAGGCAUCGGCAAGAGUGGACGUUGGGACGACCGUACUCUCCGGCGGUUCAGGAGUAGUAUGGAACUGAUGAGUAUAGCUACCGAUGCAAAGGGUGCUCCCGAAAGGGCCUCAUGUGAACCAUAUUCGUGUGCUAGAUGCAGGAAACUCAAGAAAAGGUGCUCAAAGGAAGCACCAGUUUGUGUCAAUUGUCUUAAGGCUGGUGAGCGAUGUGUAUAUCCUGGAAGAGCGCCAAGAAGAAGUAAACGGGAACUAGAAAUGGAGCGAAACAGAGCGACUUCGGUUUCCAGCGGCGAGCUGGUAACUAAGCGUAGUAGAGUCAGUUACGACCAACAGUCUCUGGCUACACCUAAGGACGAGUUGGUGCGAAGCUCCAGCUAUGCAGAAGCACUUCCAGAAAGCACAGCGGAGAGCGGACCGCCUUCGCGACCCCCUUCUGUUCUCAGCAUGCUGCAUAGCGCUGUAGAACCUGCCGCUACGCUUGCCGGAGACUCGCCUCCAAAACAAUUCCACCAGGACGGGCUUCUUUUGCACGAAAUGCAUCAAAAAGAAUCCGUUCCCAUAAGAGCAUCGUCAUUGCAGAUAGAGAAUGUCGCGGCGGUUUUCAAAGGUGGCAGGCAUUCGAGCGUUGUGCAAUCAGAUGGCACUACCAAACAUUUCGAGAGGCCACUGUACGACAGGUUUAUUGCAGCAUAUUUCAAGCACAAUCAUAGAUCAUAUCCUGUUCUCAACAAGAUUGAAUUUUUGAAUAGGGUUUCCAAAAUCAGGGAUUUUGACGAAAUGGAGGGGAACUUUGAAGACACAUUUAUAUUUGAGGUAUACAUGGUCAUGGCCAUUGGAUGCACGACUUUGCAAAGAGCGGGCAUUUUGCACAAUGACGAACAGGACCUGAGUGAACAUUUCUCCUACCUCGCGAUGAAGAAGUUUUGUCCAGUCAUGCACUUGCAAAACGUAGAAACAAUUACUUGCCUUUUGCUGCUGGGUAUAUAUUCAUUUUUUGAGCCACAAGGCGUUUCGUCCUGGACAAUAAGUGGUAUAGUGAUGAGACUAACUAUCGGACUGGGCCUGCAUCGUGCUCUCACCACUAGGAAAAUUCAAUAUAUGUCAUUGAUCGAUGUGGAGAUGAGAUAUAGAGCCUUCUGGAGCUUCUACAGUUUUGAACGCUUAGUUUCAACAUCUUUGGGGCGAAUAUCCGCGAUCGACGACGAUGACAUAAGUGUCCCGCUGCCCCACGCUUUGUUUGCGGAGGAAGCUGAGGACAUAGAAGUAACCAAGAUGAUGAUUGCUCUCCGAAGAAUUGGCGGGAUCAUUUACAAAAGAGUGCAUAGCGUCGCGGCUGGCAAACAGAAGCUGUCGGCCAGUGGGAAACAAGAGGUCAUUGACGAUUUGAGAAACCAGAUCGACGCCUUAUAUGAAAAAGAACGAGCGAAAAUAAGGGAGGCCAACACACUCCCAUCAAACAGCAAAGGAAACUCAUGCAUAUCUUUCCAUACCUCGGAUAUUUGGCUAGCGAUGCGAUAUGCUCAGCUACAAAUCAUGUUAUACCGACCCUCUGCUCUGAUCCCCAAACCUCCGAUUGAAUCGCUUUCGAUUUUGGGCGACUUCUGCCUUCAGGCUCUAAAACAUACUUAUUCACUGUACAAGAAGAAGCUGCAACCAUUGAACUGGAUAACGCUGCUGAGAACCUUGACAAUUUGCAAUACUAUGCUUUAUUGUCUAUGUCAGUGGAGUAUUGAUCUCAUUGAAUGCAAAAUUGAGAUUCAACAGUGUGUUGAAAUCUUACAACAUUUCGGUGAGAAAUGGGUGUUCGCCGCCAAGUGCGCUGACGUCUUUCAAACUAUCAGCAAUGCAAUCUUGGACAUCAGCCUUAGCAAUGGCCAAGUUCCUAACAUGGACAACCUGACAAGGGAGCUUUUCGGUGCUAGUAAUGAAUAUCAGGAUAUUCUAGAUGAAAAUAAUGUUGACAUUUCGUGGGUGGACGAUAUAGUGUAA
Molecule: messenger RNA, 2091 nt
Organism: Lachancea dasiensis
Lineage: Eukaryota; Fungi; Ascomycota; Saccharomycetes; Saccharomycetales; Saccharomycetaceae
Source: the annotation of a GenBank genome assembly